AUAGAAAGUACACUUUUGGUUUAGAUCCGUUUUUGCGACCUAAAUUCCAGAGACAGAGAUAAUGCUUUAUUAUCACAUAGCCAAAUUUUAUCUUUUUACUAAUAAAUGGACCAUCGCGACCCCACCGACAGAUUUUCCUGUUACCAUAUUGAAGUCAAACCAACAUUAAUCCUAUCACUUUCUCAGACGUCGUCGUAGCUUUUAUUUCUAACAAGCGUAUUCAAAUUAGUAUAUUCUUAGACCUAUAUGGAAGAAAAAUCAAAAAUUUUAAUUAUUGAAGUGAAAGUUGUGGCUAAAGUUGGAGUUUGGUUAGGUUACAUCUGCCAAACCUGCUCAGAGCCACAGAAAGUUUGCAUCUUCCAGGAAGUCGCAAUUUUCUGCAGCUGUGUCGGUCUUGGCAAAGCAAAAAUCGAAAUUUUUAUUACUGAGUUUGAUAUGAGACUUUCAAGGACAGCAACAGUUCCAGGCUUUCCACAUGUCUUGAUAAUCUUCGCAUCCCCAAGAUGAUGUUGCCCAUACUGGUAUCGCCAUGGGAACACCAGGCGAUAAGGCGAAAAUCGGAAAGGUAGUACAAGGAAGUCAGCUGGAUCCAGACCAAGAAAGCGUUCCUCAAACAACAACUUCAACACCAAGCGCGUCAACUUCAAUAGCCACAAGCUCUGAGAGUACCUUGAUUCCGCAACUACCGCAACCAAGCACUUCAACCACAGAAAUGGGGAUGAUCAGUAGAUUACCGCAAUUCGAAACAUUUUCUGCCAUCAACGUACAUCCAUCAUUGCCGCAAACGGUAGUAAAACAAGAAAGCUAUCCAACAAGCAUGGGCGCCCUAGAACAAGCACAUAUCGAAGAUUAUUUUGCCCAGUCCAAGUAUUAUCCUAGCGUAUCAGAAAAUUUGCAAUUAUACCAGUCGGUCAUGCCACCAAAAUCAAAAACAUUCCUCAGCAUAAGUGAACCAGGACCAUCAGGAUUACAAACACAAAAAUCGAAACAGAAAAUGGGCGUUAAAAGAACAAAGAAGUCGUCACAAAUUCAAAAAAAGGGGCAUUCGUGUCCCGUGUGUCAAAAGAGCUUUGCAACCAUAGAUAAAUUGUCGAAACACCAACAGACACAUUCUGGAUCAUCACCCUUUCGAUGCGAACAUUGCAAGAAAUCAUUUAGUUCAAAAUUUAAGUUAGUUAGGCACGUUUUAAUUCAUUCAGACCGCAAACCGUUUAGUUGUACAGUUUGUGAACGGACUUUUCACAGAAAGGACCAUUUAAAGAAUCACAUCAAAGUCCACAGUCCUAGUAAGAAAGUUUAUGUGUGUGAAAAACCCGAUUGUAAGAAAGAGUACACCUCUCUGAUGAGCUACCGAAAACAUCAAGCUCUCCACGCGGCAGAGGAAGGCAGCUUGCAGUGUCAAAUUUGUUCUAGUGUUUUUUCAACGAAAGAAGAGAUUCUCUACCAUUUAAAAAUACACGCCGGAAGUCGAACAGUAAAGAAUCCAAAUGAAAAGAAAUUCACUUGUGAGCACUGCGGACGCAAAUUUUUCACGAAAAAGGACGUAAGACGGCAUCUAGUUGUACAUACAGGCAUGCGCGAUUUUUUAUGCCAAUUCUGCCCACAAAGGUUCGGUCGAAAGGAUCAUUUAGUUAGGCACAUAAAAAAGUCACAUUCGAAAAACGUACCGCCAGAAGACAUCGAAACUGCCAUUAAAAGUGAGAUACCGGAAACUAUCGUCAAGCCUGAGUUAGUGAUGAUUAAAUCCGAUCCGGAAAUUAAAACUGAGUUUUCCGAAAGUAGUCUUUCAAAUCCAGAACAAUUUGAUUUGUCCUUUGAGGAAGUUAGUAGCAUAUUACAGCAAGAACCUUUCGAUCCGUUAACGCCGUUUUUAGAACCAGAUUCUGAGGGUAAUUUGACGUUUCUGCCCUCUACAUCCUCACAAGAAGAACUGAAAGACUUGGGAAGCACCAUUUUGGAGGAUAUAGGAGAGAGUUCAAUGAUUGAAGAAAGUUUAACCGACCCUGAUGAGGAAAUUUUAGGUCAAAGUGUUUUAAAUAAUCCUGAAUUACAAAGACUGCUAGAACCUUCAGAAGAAAAAAAUUUACCUCUGCCAGGGUUCAGUCAAACUUUCCAACCUCCCCCUCCUCCAUAACAUUCUAGUUACCAACUGAAAUUAAUAUAAAUUUGAUUGGCAAUAUUUUCACUGUUUUGCUAAAAGUUACCACAGCUAUGUAACUGUUCAAAACGAUUUCAGCACAUAUGUUCUAGUCUUAAAUAAAUUAUUGUUGUUUGUUUUCUCUGUAAAUAAGUCAGGCAGCUUAUUUGUGUUAAUAUUGCCAAAAUAAAAUUAAGUAAAAAGUUGUUGAGAUUUAUACACAUUAUAUUAAUUCAAAUGUUAUAUUUAUAUAAUUUGCUAAAUUUAUCAGUGUUUGUUGUAACAAAUUGCAAGGAAAACACAUUUGCAUAAUCAAAAGCAAACAGGAAGAAAUCUGCUUGCAUCACUUCGAAAUUAUUAUUGUUAUUAUUAGUUGUAUUUCUUUUCAAGUAUUUUUCCUAUUAAAAGUGUACUUAUAUUAUUCAAUCUUUCCAAAUUCUAUUAAUAUGCGAUUUGUUGCAACAUUAUUUUGUUAGAUGUAAUUUUGAUCUGAGAACCACUUAAAAAUAUGUUGUGUUGUAAAUUAUAUUUAUUUGUUAAAUUGUUUCCAAAGUUAUCAACGCUGGUGCUAAAUCCAUCUGAAAACAAUUGACAAUUAUUGUAUAUUAUUGUUAGAUGUUACAAGAGAUUAGAUAUUUUCCAUUGUUAAAUUUUUACCAUUCAAGCAUAUCUCUGUAAAAAGUACUUUCACCACUUAACACGAUCAAGUACAAAAUUGGACAUUUCAUCGACUUUUCGCUAAAUUAAAUUUAAUUUAUUGUGCAACAGGUGUGAUAUCCAAGCUAGCAAAAAGUUGAUGAGACACUAAUUCUAUCAGUCUACAUUUUCCGAUACUAAUGAAAUAAUCUACCUCAUUUUGCAACAAUUCAUUGCUGUACAAUCAGCUAGUCAUAGUUAUAAGUCUAUCUGUAUGAUGUUAUAAUAUAGUUUUUUUAUACAUAAUGUAUAUUACAUAAUAUAUUUUACCAUGUAUAUAAUUAUUCAUAUGAGUCUAUUUUAAAAUAUGUACAUUUUAUUUUUAUACAUGAAAUUAUAGUAUUAUUUAUAUAUUCAAA
This is a messenger RNA of Zophobas morio, 3192 nucleotides long. RefSeq names its product zinc finger protein PLAG1-like. NCBI's taxonomy places the organism in Eukaryota, Metazoa, Arthropoda, Insecta, Coleoptera, Tenebrionidae. Gene Ontology annotation, cellular component: nucleus. Gene Ontology annotation, molecular function: RNA polymerase II transcription regulatory region sequence-specific DNA binding; DNA-binding transcription factor activity, RNA polymerase II-specific. The transcript has 2 exons. Bases 530 to 2134 code for a protein of 534 amino acids. The record is from RefSeq and is a predicted model, not a curated record. Gene Ontology annotation, biological process: regulation of transcription by RNA polymerase II; embryo development; urogenital system development.